ACAGUACUCUUUUCGCAAUUUGCUCUGUAUUGACAUUGGUAGCUUGUCAGCAGACAACGCUGUACCUGGUCAAUGUGAUGGGAAGGGACAAGACGAAACCAAAACUAUUUUUCAGGUGAAGCGUAAUAAGGGACAUACGUUCAAUGGUUUUACUUGUCGUACUGUAAAGGUUAACUUGAAUCGGUUGCCAUUUUCUUGCUGACCCAAUGAUUUUCGCGCUGUGACUGAGAUGUGAUGACCAAUGAUGAAAAUCAAGGAAUUUGAAUAGAUGCAAUUUGGAUUACAUUGAAGAGAAUCGCACGAACAUCAAUGUUUUCGAAGAGGAGAGACGUCACCUGUUUUGAACAUCUCGCCACAAGAGGACUAUUAUGACAGCUAACGUUAGCUGGCUGUGACUUACACAAAUUCUAUUCAAACUCAUUGGUGUUGCAUUUCAUAGUUUUUCAGGCAAAUAUAUAACGUUAGGCCUGUAUUUUGUAUUUUCUUGCGAUAAUCUGAUAAUCACAAAUUGAUGUCCGUCAAUUCAAUUGAUAUUCUGUUUAGUUAGCAUGAAGCUAACGUCAAAGGUAGCUAGCUAGUUAACUGUAUAAAAUGUUGUCAGCAUGGUUGCUUGCCAGCUACAAUGCAUGGACAACAUGACGCUUGUCGUCAUAACAUGUCACUCUGGUUAUAUAGUUGAAGUGUUUGUGGGUGUUUGAAGCUUGCAAUCUAUUUAUCCAGAACACUUGACAUCAUGUAGAAUGUCUGGCAAAGCAGUUUUUGAGCUAAUUUGUUUGCCUUCUAAAUGUAUAUAUAACUAGCUAACUAGCCAGUUUGCAACGCUAGCAAUCUGGGUCAGAAAAUGACAGCUGACAGUAGGGACUGACAUUGUGUACCUUGGGAUUGCGGCCAGCCAUGCGUAAAGCUGACUGCAGUGUCUGAUUGUGGAAAUAGUUCAAGGUAAAGCCUUACAUAAUCUGUUGUAAUUGGCUACUGACAGGGAAGAAUUUGACACUAGCUCCAGUUUCGCAUUCCAUUUUAAACGUGAUCAGUUGCAUCAUAACCUGGCUGUUUCUUAGGCAAUAUCAAAGGUGGACUGGAAUGCAUGCUUGUCCUUGUAAAACUGACUUGUAUUGUGUUAACGCCACAAGCACUAGUUUGCUUGACAGCUAAAUCAAGGUUCCACUAUCAAAAGAGAAUAUCCUUCAAAGUGCAUUACUGAAGAAAGAACCUUUUGACACCUGACCUAAAUUGGACAGUUACGUUGACAAUGGAGACUGUUGGAGACUUUGAAUACAGCAGAAAGGACCUGGUGGGACAUGGUGCUUUUGCUGUGGUGUUCAAAGGAAGGCACAGAAAGAAGACUGAUUGGGAGGUGGCCGUCAAGAGCAUUACCAAGAAGAACCUCUCCAAGUCCCAGAUCCUGCUUGGCAAGGAAAUCAAAAUCCUCAAGGAACUUCAACAUGAGAACAUUGUGGCGCUUUAUGAUGUCCAGGAAACUCCCAACUCUGUGUUCCUGGUCAUGGAGUACUGCAACGGUGGCGAUCUGGCUGACUAUCUGCAAGCCAAGGGGACACUGAGAGAAGACACUCUGAGGGUGUUCCUCCAGCAGAUAGCAGCAGCAAUGAGGAUCCUCAAUAGUAAAGGCAUCAUCCACCGAGACCUGAAACCACAGAACAUCCUGCUGUCAUACACGAGCCGCAAGAGAUCCAGCAUCAACGGCAUCCGCAUCAAAAUAGCUGACUUUGGCUUCGCACGAUAUCUCCAGAGCAACAUGAUGGCUGCCACACUGUGUGGUUCCCCCAUGUACAUGGCCCCGGAAGUGAUCAUGUCUCAGAACUAUGACGCCAAGGCAGACAUGUGGAGCAUUGGGACGGUUGUCUACCAGUGUCUCGUAGGGAAGCCACCUUUCCAGGCCAACAGUCCCCAGGACCUGAGGAUGUUCUAUGAGAAGAACAAGUCGCUGCUGCCCAUCAUCCCGAGGGAGACGUCUCCUCCCCUUGGCAACCUGUUGCUAGGCCUGCUGCAGAGGAACCAGAAGGACAGGAUGGACUUCGAUGCAUUUUUCAGCCAUCCUUUCUUAGAUCCAGUAUCUGCCAUCAAAAAAUCAUGUCCUGUUCCAGUACCCAACUGCCCUAGCGCUGUGACCGACAUCACCUGUGGCAGCUCGCCCUCUGUUCGCUACAACUCCCCUGCCUCUCUCCCAGACAUGCAGACGUUACCUGAGGACUGUCUGUCAUCGCCCCCCCUGGGCCCUCCAAACUACCUGCAGCUGUCUAAGGAGUCUGGAGGAAGCACCAGCAGCAAGAACUCUUCCAGCGACACGGAUGACUUCGUCCUGGUGCCACACCUCUCCACAGAGUCGUAUGACCAGCCAAUGGGAGCAGUGGGGCGUCGGGCGUCCGCAGAGUGGUGUGGAGGGCAGCCGCAGACCACCGGACAGACCCCCAUGGUGUCCCCUCGGGCAGAGACCACCCCCAUCCCUGUGCCCACCCAGGUGCGGAACUACCAGCGCAUCAAGCAGAACCUCUCCAACAGCCCCACCACCACGCUUUACAGCUCCCCCAGGUCUGGUACAGUGAGGCGGUCCAACACCAGUCCCAUGGGUUUCCCUAAGGUUGGCUCUGGGUCCGCCAGCUCUGCAGACUGCAGCCCUCAGAUGACAGGCAGACGUCUCUCCGUAGGCAGCUCCCGCCCAUACUCCCCCUCACCUCUGGUGGGCACAAUCCCAGAGCAGCUGGGUCACUGUUGCUGUGGACACACUAAGGGCCAUGAGUCCCGCAGCCGCAGCUCCUCAGGAGGUUCUCCAGUGCCGUCGUCCCAGUUACUGGGGGCUCGCCUUCAGAGUGCCCCCACCCUUACCGAGGUCUACCAAACCAGACAGAAACUCCACAAGCAGCUGUCAGACCCCAUCCAGCCCUCCACCUCCAACUACCCCCCCAGCCACUCCCCUCAUCUGGGUCGCCCUGGCAAUCUAGGCACCUCCCCCACCAAACACCUGGGCACCUCUCCCCGCUCCUCUGAUUGGCUGACAAAGUCACCGCUGCCCACCAUCAUUGGCUCCCCCACCAAGCCCAUCUCGGCUCCAUUCAAGAUCCCUAAGACGCAGGCGUCCUGUAACCUGAUGGCCCUGGCAGACAGUCCCACACCCACUAAGACCCUGGCGGACGCACGGGACAUCUGUGCCCACCACUGCACCCCCUAUCCCAGUGGGCGCCAGUCUGCCCCUGAGGCCAGUAGGACCAACUUUGGCAGGUCUGUCAGUACUGGCCGUCUGUCUGAACAGCCAAUCAGAAUCACUCUAGGGGGACAGCCCUACCAGGGAAGCACGGACAGCCUCAACACAGAGCGGCCCAUGGAUACAGCCCCGGCAGGACCGUUUGGGCUGGCUCAGCUUCAGGGCGGGGCGGCGAGUCCCCGGACCGUUCUCUUCACCGUGGGCUCGCCCCCCAACAGCAGCACCCCCCCUACCUGCAGCCACCUGGGCACCCGGCCGCGCACCACCUCAGUGGGCUCCAACAGUUCGGCAGGCUCCCUGUGCUCCACCAGUGGGCGAGUUUAUGUGGGCUCUCCUCCAGGCAUGGCAAUUGGGACCCCUCCCCAAGGGGGGGCAGAGGCAGGUCCCAGCAGCCUACGCUAUGUCCCUUACGGUACCUCUCCCCCCAGCCUGGAUGGAUUCAUCACCUUCGAGGCCCCAGAGCUACCUGAGGAGACACUCAUGGAGCGAGAGCACACAGACACUCUGAUGCACCUACGGAUGAUGCUGUCCUUCACUGACUGUGUCCUGGAUAUCGCAGCGGUGCGAGCAGGAGGGGCAGACUUGGGUAUAUCGGCUGCCUCCCUCUACCCCCCUCAGGAGAGUGUGGUAGUGGACCAGAUCAGCCAGCUCAGCAAGGAGUGGGGGCAGGUGGAGCAGCUGGUGCUGUACAUGAAGGCUGCCCAGCUCCUAGCCUCCUCCCUCCACCUGGCCAAGGCCCAGAUUAAAUCAGCCAAGCUCAACCCCUCCAGUGCAGUCAAGCAGGUGGUGAAGAGUCUGAACGAGCGUUACAAGAGCUGCAUCUCCCUGUGUCGUCGGCUCACAGACAAGCUGAACCACUUCUUCUCCGACAAGCAGCGCUUUGUAGACGAGAUCAACAGUGUGACCGCAGAGAAACUCAUCUACAACCACGCUGUGGAAACAGUGCAGUCUGCAGCUCUGGAUGAGAUGUUUCAGCAGACGGAGGACAUAGCCUACCGCUACAACAAGGCUGCCAUGCUGCUAGAUGGCCUCUCCAAGAUCCUCCAGGACCCUGCAGACAUUGAAAAUGUGGCCAAGUACAAGGCCAGUGUGGACCGGAGAAUCUCUGCCCUCUGCUACUGCACUGUCACACUGUACGAGUAGCAGAUCACACACACACACAUCAGGGGCAGCUGUGACCUCCCUGCCUUCCUUCUCUGCCCAGAGGGACCACUCUCUACCCUAACCAUAGAAACUUGAGAACAAGCACAGAACCCCAAUGUUCACUCACGUAGCAGUUCAAGUAACUUUCAGAUUCUUUAUCUUUUUCUGAGUUUAAGCAAACAGCAACACGACAUAUAGUAUUAAACCUUCUUUGGCAUCGCAGACUGACCGCUGAAGUGCAGAAGAGAUGAUGCACACAUUCACUACCAAAGAUGAUCCAAUGAUCCUGCAACUGAGACAUUCACAGGACAUGAACAAGACGCAGGCAUCUUCUCGCAUGCUGUCUGUCAACCGACUCCUGGAAGAGAGUGGGACGAGGACACACACCACCAGAUCAAACAAACUACCCAGCUUUUUGUUUCUGACUUGCAGGAUUUUUAAAAUUAUUUUGUACCAGAAGAAAGAGAUUGACAUGAGGACAAUGACAACCCAGAGACUUAUACACCGAUGAAAAAGAAAACGUUUUAAUGCAAUUCACAGUUGUUAUUAUAAUAAUGUAAAGGUUUUUACUCUGUGUUAUUAAUGCUGUUGUGAUUAUUUAUUGGUUUGGGAUAGAAGAAGAAGGAUGAUGUGAUCCCCGCCUGACAUCGUCUUUAGUAUUGAAGUGGAAGGAAGGAGUAUAUGAGAUUAGUCAACUUAAAGGCAGGCAGUCUGGCCAACACUGAAACAAAUACACACACACUUAAACGCCCAAACACACACUUUACAGUACAAGAAUACACACACACACUGUUGUUACACACAUGGAAGGAAUCCUGAAGAGCAAAGGAAUCUGUAGAUUUGUAAUUAGAUCUUUUUGUUCAUUUGUUAGCUGAAGCACUUUAUUGUGAAAUGUGGGGGGGACACUUUGCCAUGACAAUUUAGGUAAGAGAAGUGUGAAGGCUGCGAGCUGUAGCUCAAGUGGGUUAAAGGGAUGGGGGGGGGGUCUCUCACACCCUCCUCAGCCUGCAACACCACUCGCCCUGCCACAGCUCUCCCUCAUUGCUGGGCAACCUGCUCGCAUGCUCUCUGAAUAAGUGUUGCCAUGGAAAUGGGGUGAGGGGUCAUAUGAAACAUCCAGUCUCUACACAUCUCCACACCACUGGUGGGCUUUUAGAAUACUAUGGUAAGAAGAAGCCUGUGGGUGACAGAGAAUCAGACUAAAAUUGACGUUUUCUUUGCCUGUGGAACUUUUAGCGGUGACCAGCAUAGGCAUUUGGGGAGGAGGGGCUCCUGAUCAGUUAACCAAGGGGGCACCCCCCUCUCCAGGGUGAAUCAAGACAAAACAGUCAAAUUACUUGAGUAAUUACCUUAAGUUUCAUUUUCGCUAAAUAAUACAGAAACAAGCUUUUUUAUGUUCAUACAUGAAUAACUGUAGCUAAUUUCCUUGUAAAUUGAUGUUUGCAAGAGUGUAAAAAAUGUGUAUGUUGUGCAUGGGAUUUUGUUAUUUUGUUUUCCUAAGUGUGUGUGAGAGCACAGUGAGAGAGUGAGGGGGUCAGUGAGCGAGACAACGCCAUUGGAUGCCCUGCCUCUCAAAGAGCACAAACAUUUUUAUGUACAUAGAGAUUUGAUAUGUCCUUUUAACCACGCCUGCCACGGGUUCAGUCAACCUACCUCCAUUAGAGGUCCCUGGCACAGAGGAAGGUGCCAACCACACGGCAGCUGCUCAGAACAUCUUCACACAACUUCCUCUUUGUACUAGGACUGUUCAUAUACUAUACUGGAUAUGGAAAUUCUAUGUGGAGAGAUCAAAUCUACGGUGUAUUGGAAGUAAAGAAAGGCAGUGCCUAGCAACCAUUCAAGUCUGUUCUCUCCCCAAACAUCUGCUGUGCUCGCAAUACAAUAGUGUUAGUGAGUCUGCACACGUCAGGUAUGCAAAAGGCCAGUGAUCAUAGAAAGUCCAUUACAGAAGAAUAGCUGCCUCAUAAGCCUGUUUGAAAAGUGGGCAGACUCCUUUGAUUUCCUAUUGUACAAGUGUGAAUACUGUGUAAUGCAUAAACUUGCAACUGGUGGCCACUAGGUUUUUUUUAUGAUGUACUGUUCUUUUUUUAUAGACAUAUCCAAGUUUCUGUGAUUUAUUUUGGUUUUGUUCUUCUUGUGUCCUCUCCCCUGCUGGUGAGCACUGCACCACAAAAAGCCUUUUCUGCGCACUGAGUUGAGGGAGGAAUAAAUUAAAAACAAUAGUCUGUCUGAAUUGACCUAAUACAUGCAUCUAUUUAUAGCGCUGGGGUUUUAGGCCACACACCCUCUCUAGCAGUAGUUUAUGAAGAAUGGAGUACUAACGAUGGACUGUUUUAGAGACAAACCAUUGGUACUAAGCACAUGUUAUAUCCCGUAGAGUGAAUGUAUUUACCCUCCCUGUCAUUUGCACCUGAAGCUGAAUGCAUACCAACUCUUGUGAUGGUCAAUCCCCCCCGAACCGACCACGAAAAUGCAACUGAAUUUCCACACACCUCUUUUUCAAUGAGAAAUGUUAAUGUUUUACUUGAUAUGUGUUAAAGGGCAUCUUUCUUUAUGGAACUCUACAAAUUCAGCCUUUGUUAAUUAAAAAGAAAAGUUGGAACUA
Salmo salar (Atlantic salmon) is the source of this 6965-nucleotide messenger RNA. Its product is annotated as serine/threonine-protein kinase ULK2. The record is from RefSeq and is a predicted model, not a curated record. NCBI's taxonomy places the organism in Eukaryota, Metazoa, Chordata, Actinopteri, Salmoniformes, Salmonidae. Gene Ontology annotation, biological process: autophagy of mitochondrion; negative regulation of collateral sprouting; protein autophosphorylation. Gene Ontology annotation, cellular component: phagophore assembly site membrane; autophagosome; cytosol. Gene Ontology annotation, molecular function: protein serine/threonine kinase activity; ATP binding.